Messenger RNA from Cladophialophora carrionii CBS 160.54, 6888 nucleotides. RefSeq lists its product as uncharacterized. Gene Ontology annotation, molecular function: protein serine/threonine kinase activity; protein binding. Bases 1 to 6888 code for a protein of 2295 amino acids. The transcript has 3 exons. Gene Ontology annotation, cellular component: nucleus. Gene Ontology annotation, biological process: DNA damage checkpoint signaling; telomere maintenance; protein phosphorylation. NCBI's taxonomy places the organism in Eukaryota, Fungi, Ascomycota, Eurotiomycetes, Chaetothyriales, Herpotrichiellaceae. The record is from RefSeq and is a predicted model, not a curated record.
AUGCCUGCGGCACGACAGAUAAAUGCUUUCGAGCCCCCGCCAUCCUCGAUACUCGUGACGCAUGUCGUACAUGGAAAUGGAGUGCACGACUUCGACCAAGACAGUUUCAACCAGCUACUGGCCGAAGCAUCGGGCUCUGACGACCAAGGUCAAUCCAACCUGGGAGGUGACGUGGCCGUGAAUCAUAAAUUGAUCUGCAUCGUCUUUCAGAUCGGCAUUGAGCCCAGCCUCGAGGAGAACCCUUUCCGUGCUGCGACCGCCGGAGGUAAGGGCAAUUCUCAGUUACGGACCUGCCUGGAAGUCGUUCGAGUUGCUAUUGAGCGGUCGCAGCAAGUUAUCUUUGUGAAAUCGGACCGCCAAGGCAUUGGGGCGUCUACAAAAGCGUGCUCACUCUACUCUUGGCUCAUUCCUACCCUCUUGCCUUUGGUUGCCUCAGACCAAACAGAAGACAUCAGGGAUGCGGUGCUAGAGCUUUUUGACUCCAUAGUGGAUGCCGACAGGAAGUGCUCUCCAUCCUCCUCUUCUGACGUGGUAUUGAGCUUCUUGAGGAACUCAGUCUCGAGUAUUUUUUCCCUUGCUGAAUCGCUCCUCCCACUCCGGCCAGCCGCUCCGGUCAUUAUAGAUGGAGAAGACUUUGCGUCGAACAUCACACAACUCACGCACGGCCUCGAAGUCAGCGUACCCAGCCUCAAGUUUCCGUCCUCUCGUCUGCUGGUGUUGGCGCUGGCCCGCGUGUUGAAGCUGUUGUCGAAACACUCUGGAUCGCCACAACACAGCAUACAGCUUCGAAAGGUCUUCUCUCGAUUCCGCCAAUUUGUCGACGACAACGAGGAUGCCGUAGUCAAUAGUGAAGAGCCUGAGGGGAUUGAGCACGAGAUCCGCGGCUUGAGUAUUAGACCUGUCAAAAAUCUGGCGAAACCUCCUGCAGAUACCACAGAAACAUGGCCUGAUAGCGAUCGAGCACGCAAGAGACUACGUCUAUCUACCAACAGUGAGGAUGGCUUACCAAAUGGUUCCGCCCAGCAGAAAAUUUGUCGCAGUCUCACUUUUGAAUUGACUGGACGUGGUGUUCCCGAUCUUGACGGCCUGGCCCAGACAGCGUCUGUGAACUUCAGGAGCCUAUCAGAGGACAAACAAUGCGCCGUGCUCGAACUGCUAGGCAUAAGCGCCUGUCAACUCGCUUCAUCAUCUACCGGUCCCCAAUGUUCGAACUGUGACGAGGCACACGGAGCACCAGAUUCGAACCCCGUCUUAGUAACACCUUCCAGCGGGGAGCUGCUGCGAACACUGCUUCUGCUAGUUCAAAAUAUCUCCCGUCAUUCCCGUGCAAGGGUCGUCGCUAUGGUUGCUCUUCGUCGGACUAUACUACACACGAGUUCAGAUGAGGACCUGAAGCUGGGUCAGACACCUGCUGGCGAUUGGUGUCUCCAGUCGCUCAAAAGUUCUUCAAGGGACCUCAGAAUCGUGGCAGCCAGAACUCUGCAAGUCUACGUGAUGCAGAGGCGGCGUGUUAGCGUUGCCCUUGCACGCGAGAACAGACUUACGGCCUUAGACUUCCUCCAAAACCUUUGGCAAAAGGGAGAGGUGUCACUGCAGGAGACUGUCAUCAUGGCUUUGACCCAAAUGGCACAAGUUGUUGGAGAUGAAGAGCUAAACAUCAUUUUGCUCCGGCUAGUCGAAUACCUUGGCCAUACUAACCCAUAUAUCAGCGGCCUGGUCUACGCCGAAAUCCAGCAUCUUGCACAGUGCCUGCAGACGUCCGUGUGGGUUCUCUUCCGGCCAUUCUGGAGGACGCUGGGAGUGGUCUUCGCGAAAUCUCUAAUGUCUCGGCCGAACGCUGCGCAGCAAAUGUGUGAUUUGCUCGGAAUGGACAUGUCGAGUCUGAUGGGCCAUGCGACGGAAUUCGCCCUUCCCUAUCUAGUCUUGCACAAAGCUCACGAAGUGAUCAGGAAAUUUGCUGAGGCCAAUGGCCAGUCCGCCACGCCCUUCGACAUAUGCACUCAAGGACCAAAUCUUGUCGCCAUUCUUUCGUUCCUCUUGGUACAGCCCUUUCCUGAUGCGGAACAGUCUAUCAUGUCAAUCUUGUCAGAGGUGUCUGGAGACUUUGCCAGAGCCGAUCUCGCCGACUGGGCUGCUGAUUCCAUUCAGAUUGCCUGUACAUUGCUCAAAGCCAUCGGAGACACUGGACAAGGAAAGUCGUCCCGCAUCUAUCAUGGUCUGCAACUCCUCGCCCAACUGGUUGCUCGUCAGCGUGGGCAAUCUGGCUCAAAACGAAGCGACAGCAUUGGGACAUUUUUGGAGAAUAACGUUCUUGCAAUUGUCACGCAGUUCACUGUUCUGUUGAAUGACCUAGAGGCAAAAGAGUCGAAAAACGAAAAGCGACGAUGUCUGGCUGCACUGGGUGAGAUAGUCAAGCUGGGCAAGAGUCGCAUUGUACGUGCUCUGCCGCAAAUCUGUACUUGUCUGCGCUCGGGCCUGGACGAUCCUAAUUUGUGCGACGCCGCAUUCGCCUCGUGGGCAGCCAUGAUCACAUCUCUGAAGAAAGAGGACUUGGAACCUCUCGUUGAACAGACCUUUGCGAUGAUCGUCCGAAACUGGGAUACGCUCGAUAGCUUAUCACAACAGUUAGCUCACAACGUCGUUGCUGAUCUGAUCAGGAAGCAUUCAGAUCUGAUCCGGAAACACUUCAGCACACUCCCGUCAUUAGCUUCAAUUCCCUCCAUGGCCGAUCUCGAAUCGGAAAUCGUCGGCUUGAAAGGUCAAAUGGAUGACCGGCAAAGGCUGAACGCCUAUGUGCAGAGACUGAAGGAUGAGAAUAACGCGGUGAUUGAACAAACUUUGGUUGAGCUCGCACCGCUUCUACGGCGAAAACAAGAUCUUUUGCAGAGAUCGAUCCUUCAAGAGCAGCCGGACGAGCUUAUUGCAGAGUUGACCCGUGCACUGCUCAACUGCUGCGUCAAGUUCAACUCGAGUAAUGAGGUAACGCAGCUGUGCGGCCAGUGUCUGGGCAGUAUAGGUUGCCUCGAUGCCAGCAAGAUCGACAAUGUGAAAGACCGCAAAAUGAUGGUGGUACUGGCGAAUUUCAGCAAGGCGGACGAGGUCAUUCGGUGGAUCUUCUUCUUCCUCGAGCAUGUCUUGGUCAAGGCCUUCUUGUCUGCGAACACCACUCGGGCUCAAGGCUUCCUCGGUUGGGCUAUGCAGCAGCUCUUGAAGUCUUGUGGGCUGGACGCGCCGUCAAAAGCCCUGGGUGAAAGUCUGACUGCGCAGUUAUGGGAUGAAUUGCCCGCCUCCAUUCAGAACGUCCUAAUACCAUUUACGACCUCGAAGUAUACAGUGCUCGAAGUGCGAGCUCCGGAAAAGAGUCAAUAUCCUCUGUUCGCUCCCGGUAUGAGAUACCGCGACUGGCUUCGAACAAUCACGCUGGAUUUCCUCCACCAAGGCACCGGAGAGAACGUCGACAUUGUCUUCUCUAUCUCCUGCCGCAUCAUACAUGGACAAGAUAUUUCGAUCCCUGCGUUUCUAUUACCGUAUGCAGUUGUCAACCUCAUCGUCAACGGCAUUGAGCGGGACAGUCAAGAUAUUGUGGCCGAGAUCAAUUCCAUUUUCGGUCAAGCUCUGGAUGGUCACAGUCAACGAGUGCAAGAGGACAUAAAGUUAUGCAGCCAGACAAUGUUUGAGGUACUUGACUACAUGUCUACUUGGCAGCAACAAAGGCGGAAGCAAUAUGCCGGCACCAUAGCCAAGCCAGACCGAGGGCUCAACGAUCCACUCUCGAACAAUGCUGUUGCUCAAAUUCGAAGCAUAGAGCGUGUACUUGAACAGAUCGCUCCAGAUGUCCUAGCCCGAAGAGCACUGGAGUGCCGGUCUUAUUCAAGGGCACUGUUUCACUGGGAGCAACACAUACGCAAAUCGAAUCAAGACGACAUUGAGGGAGAACUCCAAAGAUUGCAAGACAUAUAUGCUCAGAUCGAUGAACCAGACGGAAUUGAGGGCAUCUCUGCUCGGAUGCAUGUUCUGGACAUCGAGCAGCAGGUCUUGGAGCAUAAGAAGGCCGGACGUUGGACUGCAGCUCAGAGCUGGUACGAAAUGCAGCUUGUGGCUCAUCCGGAAGACAGCGAUGUGCAGAGAAACCUAAUGGAAUGCCUCAAGGAGUCGGGACAAUAUGAUGCCCUGAUUCACCACUUCGAUGGGAUCAAGAGCCGCAACAGCAAUUCAUCUACCGUGCUUUCACCUUAUGCGAUUGAAGCAGCCUGGGCCACAAGUCGCUGGGAUCUUUUGGCCAGCUACAUCCCGCAAGUUGGCGGAUACGAUUUUGCUUCCCACAUUGCAGACAUCAUGCUGGCAGUAAAGAGUGGGGACGAUGCGAGAGCCGUCCACCUCGUUUCCGAAGUAUACCGAACAACAGCUUCAGAGCUCAACCAAAGCAACAUCUCUUCAUUCCAAGCGAGUCAUCACACAUUACUCAGAUUGCACGUGCUUAACGACGUGCAGCUCAUCAUGGAAAGCCGCAAAGAAGACCGUGGGGCGGUGCUGGAUAUCUUACGAGGCCGUCUGGAUGUUCUUGGAACCAACGUCGCCGAUAAGCAAUAUCUACUCGGGGUCCGCCGUGCCGUCAUGUCCUUGAGACCCGAGGUUUUCACACUGGAUGAUGUCGCAGCCGCGUGGCUCUCAAGUGCCAGGCUCGCACGGAAAGCCCGGUCAACCACCCAAGCUUUCAAUGCCGUCCUCAAAGCAGCGGCUCUCGGCGACAAAUCUGCCGCCAUUGAACAGGCGAAGCUUAUGUGGUUGGAGGGGCAUCACCGCAAGGCCAUUCAGACGCUCGAGGGAGCGAUCGAAUCGGGUGCAUUUGUGGCACAUGACCACAUGUCAGAAAAUGGCCCAACCACAAUGACUGUGGAGCAGCGACACCUGCAGAAUGCAAUGACGGCUCAAGCCCACGUCCUACUCGGCAAGUGGCUCGCACAGGCCGGGCAGACUCAAUCGGAGGUUAUCAGGAAGACCUUCAGAAAGGCCACAGAGAGCUUCAGCAAGGGAGAGAAAGGCUGGUAUCACCUCGGUCGCUACUACAACAAGAUGCUUGACUCUGAACGGGCAAUGCCGCCAGGUAAAGAAAGUCAAACAUAUCUGACGGGGGAAACCACCAAACACGUCAUCGAGAACUAUCUGCGGUCGCUUGCCAAUGGCAGCAAGUACGUCUUUCAGACACUGCCAAAAGUGCUGACUCUUUGGCUCGAGCUCAUCGACGGAACAGAGCCUGCCAGGGAUGACCGACGGGGUAACCUGGAGUUUCACACCAAGGUGGCAAACCAACGAAAGCGCGUCAUUGAUGAGACCAACAAUCAGAUCAAGAAGUACAUGGAUCGACUGCAACCAGUCCUCCUCUACACCAUUUUACCGCAGCUUGUUGCACGAAUCUGCCAUCCCAGCAAAACCGUUCAGGAGAUCCUGUUCAACAUCGUGAUCCGAGUGGCAAAAGCCUUCCCACAACAAGCACUUUGGACGCUGUUGGCAGUGGUGGAGUCUCAGCAGAAAGACCGGGCCUUGAAGGGGACCCAGAUCGUAACUAAGCUCGUCGAAGUCACGAAGAAGUCAAGCAAGGACUCAUCUGCUGCCGAGAUGAGAAGCAUGUUUACUAAUGGCCACAAGUUCGUCAAGGAGCUGCUCCGCAUCUCUGAGUUUCCUAUCGAGGGCAAAGUCUUCCAGGUCAACCUCGCGAAAGACCUGGGCUUCAACCACAAGAUCGCUCCCUCGAAGCUUGUCGUUCCAAACCAAGCGUGCCUUGUUCCCAGCAUGCCCACAAGCUUUGAGCCUGCGCAGCUGAAAGCCUUUCGGCCUUUCGCAAAAGAACCCGUCACCGUCUCUGCAUUCCUUGAUGAAGCACUUGUCCUGAAUUCGCUGCAGAAGCCACGUAGACUUACCAUCCGUGGCUCCGAUGGUAACCUGUACAACGUGCUUGCGAAACCAAAGGACGACCUACGCAAAGACCAACGUCUGAUGGAGUUCAACAACAUGAUCAAUCGCUUCCUCAAACGCGACGUUGAUGCCGCUCGACGAAGACUCUACAUCCGCACCUACGCCGUCAUCCCUAUGAAUGAGGAAUGCGGGCUCAUCGAAUGGGUCGACAAUCUGAAGACCUUUCGCGAUAUCGUCCUCAGGCUAUACAAGGACAAAUCCAUUAUACCAAAUUAUAUCGAGAUCCGGAAGCUCCUGGACGACUCCUGCAGCGGUGAUACCGAGAAAGUGAAGAUCUUCGCCAACAAAGUCCUUGCGACCUUCCCCCCUGUGUUUCACGAGUGGUUCGUUGAAUCGUUUGCAGAUCCGUCGGCAUGGUUCAACGCCCGAUUACGAUACACUCGCUCUGCGGCCGUCAUGUCCAUCGUCGGCCACGUCCUAGGCCUGGGCGACAGACACGGCGAGAACAUCCUCUUCGAAGAAGACAACGGCGGCACAUUACACGUAGACUUCAACUGCCUCUUCGACAAGGGCCUCACGUUUGAAAAGCCCGAGAUGGUUCCCUUUCGACUCACGCACAACAUGAUCGACGCGAUGGGCGCGUACGGAUACGAGGGUCCUUUCCGCCGUUGCUGCGAAAUCACCCUCCAGCUGCUUCGUGGUAACGAAGAUGCGCUAAUGACGAUCCUGGAGACGUUCUUGCACGACCCGACGACAGACUUUAUCAAUUCGGCAGGGAGGAAAAAGAAGGUCGUCCCAGGCGUUCCUAACACACCGGUCGAAGUGCUCGAGGGCGUCAGAGCGAAGGUCCGGGGCUUCUUGUUUGGAGAAAGCGUGCCGCUGAGCGUGGAUGGGUAUGUGGACGAGAUGAUCGGACAAGCUGUCGAUCAUAGGAAUCUGUGCAGGAUGUAUAUUGGGUGGUGCGCCUUCUUUUGA